UCUGCAGGUUCUGAUGAGUGGAGGAUUGUUCUGGUUGGGAAGGCGGGAGUGGGGAAGAGUUCAACAGGAAACACCAUCUUAGGUGAUGAAGUGUUUGAGUCUGAACUAGCUGCAGAGUCUGUCACAUCUGAGUGCAAGAAAGAAAGUGGAGAGGUUGGAGGGCGAAAGGUUACAGUCAUUGACACUCCACCGCUGUUUGACACAACUUUAAGCAAUGAAGAUGCCUGGAAGAUGAUCAGGGAGUGCAUGGCUUUGUCUUCUCCUGGUCCACAUGCCUUCCUGGUGGUUCUUCAGCUGGGCAGAUUCACAGAGGAGGAGAAAGAAACAGUGAGACUGAUUCAAGAAACGUUUGGUGAAGAUGCAUCUAAAUACGUGAUGGUAUUGUUAACUCAUGGAGACAGACUGAAGAAACAAACCAUUGAAGAGUUUCUCUCAAAGAGCGAGGACUUGAGCGACAUCAUCCAGAAGUGUUACGGCCGUUAUCACGUCUUCAACAACGAUGCUGAAGACCCAUCACAAGUCCAUCAGCUUCUGGAUAAAGUAGAGAAGAUGAUUCAGGACAAUGGUGGGUCACACUACACCACAGAAAUGUUCCAGAAAGCUGAAGAAGCCUUUGAGAGAGAGAGACAACGAAUCCUGAAAGAGCGUGAGGCCGAGAGGAACAAAGAGCUGGAGGACCUGAAGACCAAACAUAACAGGGACAAGUUAGCGGUAGAGGAAGACAUGAUGAAGGAAAGACGUGAGAUGGAAGCAAGGAUUCAGGCUGAAAGAGAGGCACAGAAACCUGCAGUCCAUGCUCCUCGUCGUCGUUGUACCAAUGACAGAAAGUUCAGCCCUGCAGAGACCAGAGUGAACGCCCAUCAGGAGAUAAGAAGUUCUGAUGAGUGGAGGAUUGUUCUGGUUGGGAAGACGGGAGUGGGGAAGAGUUCAACAGGAAACACCAUCUUAGGUGAUGAAGUGUUUGAAUCUGAACUAGAUGCAGAGUCUGUCACAUCUGAGUGCAAGAAAGAAAGAAGAGAGGUUGGAGGGAGAAAGGUUGCAGUCAUCGAUACUCCAGGACUGUUCGACACAACUUUAACCAAUGAAGACGCCUGGAAGAUGAUCAGGGAGUGCAUGGCUUUGUCUUCUCCUGGUCCACAUGCCUUCCUGGUGGUUCUUCAGCUGGGCAGAUUCACAGAGGAGGAGAAAGAAACAGUGAGACUGAUUGAACAAACGUUUGGUGAAGAUGCAUCUAAAUACACGAUGGUGCUGUUCACUCAUGGAGACAGACUGAAGAAACAAACCAUUGAAGAGUUUCUCUCAAAGAGCGAGGACUUGAGCGACAUCAUCCAGAAGUGUUACGGCCGUUAUCACGUCUUCAACAACGAUGCUGACGACCCGUCACAAGUCCAUCAGCUUCUGGAUAAAGUAGAGAAGAUGAUUCAGGACAAUGGUGGGUCACACUACACCACAGAAAUUGCUGAGUGCAAUCAGAGGAUAAAAAAGGAGAAAUGGAGGAUUGUUCUGGCUGGGAAGACGGGAGUGGGGAAGAGUUCAGCAGGAAACACCAUCUUAGGUGAUGAAGUGUUUGAGUCUGAACUAGCUGCAGAGUCUGUCACAUCUGAGUGCAAGAAAGAAAGAAGAGAGGUUGGAGGGCGAAAAGUUGCCAUCAUCGAUACUCCAGGACUGUUUGACACAACUUUAACCAAUGAACAAGUGAUUAGGAGGAUCACAAUGUGCAUCGGUAUGUCUUCUCCUGGUCCACAUGCCUUCCUGGUGGUUCUUCAGCUGGGCAGAUUCACAGAGGAGGAGAAAGAAACAGUGAGACUGAUUCAAGAAACGUUUGGUGAAGAUGCAUCUAAAUACACGAUGGUGCUGUUCACUCAUGGAGACAGACUGAAGAAAAAAACCAUUGAAGAGUUUCUCUCAAAGAGCAAAGACCUGAAUGACAUCAUCCAGAAGUGUUACGGCCGUUAUCACGUCUUCAACAACAACAACAGCGACCCGCCACAAGUCCAUCAGCUUCUGGAUAAAAUACAGAAGAUGAUUCAGGACAAUGGAGGGUCACACUACACCACAGAAAUGUUCCUGAAAGCAGAAGAAGCCAUCCAGAAGGAGAAAGAACGAAUCCUGAAAGAGAAUGAAGCCCAGAGGAAGAAAGAGGAGGAGGAACUGAAGGCCAAAUACAAGGCAGAAAUGUUGGCGUUACAACAGGAAAUGAUGAGACAAAGACAUGAGAUGGAAGCAAGGCUCAGGGCUGAAAUACAGGCACAAACACCUCCAGUCCCCCCAACUCGUCGUCGUCGUCGUUGCGUAAUCAGUUGA
Molecule: messenger RNA, 2304 nt
Organism: Scomber scombrus (Atlantic mackerel)
Lineage: Eukaryota; Metazoa; Chordata; Actinopteri; Scombriformes; Scombridae
Product: GTPase IMAP family member 8-like
Exons: 6
Molecular function (GO): GTP binding
Source: RefSeq, a predicted model, not a curated record